This is a messenger RNA of Cuscuta europaea, 1843 nucleotides long. NCBI's taxonomy places the organism in Eukaryota, Viridiplantae, Streptophyta, Magnoliopsida, Solanales, Convolvulaceae. The record is from the annotation of a GenBank genome assembly.
UAAAUAUACAGAUCACACAUAGUGUAUUAAUUAGAGUAAGAAGAAGAAGAAACAUCAUAUCCCAAAAUAAUUCAAUGGCUGUGUUCACCAUAACCCAGCUGCUUUGCACUCUCGUCCUAGCUGUUUUCGUGUACUCUCUAGUGGCAAAAGCAAAACGCCGUCGUCACUCACCCGCAUUGCCCCCCGGACCGAAACCGUGGCCGGUCAUAGGCAACCUGCCCCACCUCGGCCCCAAGCCACACCAGUCCAUAGCGGCCCUCGCGCGGACCUACGGCCCCCUGAUGUACCUCCGGCUAGGGUCCGUCGACGUCGUGGUGGCGGCCUCCGCCUCCGUCGCGGCCCAGUUCUUGAAAGCGCACGAUGCGAACUUCUCGAGCCGCCCGCCCAACUCCGGCGCCAAGCACAUAGCUUAUAACUAUCAGGAUCUCGUUUUCGCCCCCUAUGGCCCACGCUGGCGCAUGCUUCGGAAGAUCUGCUCCGUCCAUCUCUUCUCCGCUAAGGCCUUGGAUGACUUUUGCCAUGUCCGGCAGGAGGAAGUGGGCGUCCUGACGGGCGCCCUAGCAAGUGCAGGCAAAUCUCCGGUGAAACUGGACCAGUUACUGAAUGUGUGCACCACCAACGCUCUCAGCCGCGUGAUGAUAGGCCGAAAGGUGUUCGCCGACCACACAACGAACAGAGGUGGCAAAAGCGACCCGAAGGCGGACGAGUUCAAGUCAAUGGUGGUGGAGAUGAUGGUGCUGGCCGGCGUCUUUAACGUGGGUGAUUUCAUCCCGGCCGUGGAGUGGCUAGAUUUGCAGGGGAUCGCGGGGAAGAUGAAGAAGCUACACGCGCGGCUGGACGCGUUCUUGAACGAGAUAGUAGAGGAGCACCGAGUCAACGGUGUGAAAACGUCGCGUGACGUGGACUUUUUGAGCACACUCAUGUCGCUUACGUCAGAUGCGGUGGAUGAUCAGGGGGCGAAGCUCACGAAUACAGAAAUUAAGGCUCUGCUCUUGAAUUUAUUUACAGCUGGCACCGAUACAUCAUCCAGUACUGUGGAAUGGGCCAUUGCGGAACUGCUACGCAACCCAAAAAUCCUAAAGGAAGCUCAAGAAGAACUUGACAGAGUAGUCGGCCCAGACCGAGUUGUGAUGGAAUCAGAUUUGGCCCAAUUACCAUUCCUGCAGGCAAUUGUCAAAGAAACCUUCCGGCUUCACCCAUCCACCCCGCUCUCUCUUCCCAGAAUGGCAGCUCAGAGCUGCGAGAUCAACGGCUACUCCGUUCCCAAAGGCGCGACGCUUCUCGUCAACGUUUGGGCUAUAGCUCGUGACCCGGAUGCGUGGACGGACCCUCUCGAGUUCAUCCCGGCCCGGUUCCUGCCUGGAGGAGAAAAGCCCAAUGCGGAUGUGAGAGGCAAUGAUUUUGAAGUGAUCCCAUUUGGAGCAGGGCGUCGAAUUUGUUCUGGGAUGAGUUUGGGCCUUCGGAUGGUCCAAUUGCUGGUGGCAACUUUGGUCCACGCUUUUGAUUGGGAGUUGGCGAAUGGGCAGUCUGUGGAGAAACUCAAUAUGGAAGAGGCCUAUGGGCUUACUCUUCAACGGGCUGAGCCUUUAAUUGUGCACCCCGUGCCCAGAUUGAAAGCCCAUGUCUAUUACGACUCGAAAAUGUAAUAACUGAACUGUUCCUCUUGCAACGCGAAGCCGGAUGAACUGGACCAGGUUUGGUGUAUGGCUGAUAGCCAAAAAUUAGUUUUUUUUUUUGACCAAUUUGUAACUGGUUGAUAUGAUCCGACUUUUGAAAUAACGUUUGGAACAGCUUAAUAAAAAGUAAAUGACCAACCCAUAAGGGACAAAGUCAGGAUGUGAUC